Molecule: messenger RNA, 583 nt
Organism: Tupaia belangeri chinensis (Chinese tree shrew)
Lineage: Eukaryota; Metazoa; Chordata; Mammalia; Scandentia; Tupaiidae
Gene: RABIF
Product: RAB interacting factor
Exons: 2
Coding region: 161-532 (123 amino acids)
Biological process (GO): post-Golgi vesicle-mediated transport; small GTPase-mediated signal transduction
Cellular component (GO): cytosol; membrane
Molecular function (GO): zinc ion binding; guanyl-nucleotide exchange factor activity
Source: RefSeq, a predicted model, not a curated record
GGCGCCUGCGCAGUAGAGUCCAGCGCGGGUCUGACGCCUGCGCAGUAAGGGCGUGCUCGCGGCUCCCCAACCCGGUCCAGCGGCGCCAGUGCAGUCGGGAAAGACCGAGCAGACACAGCGCCUGCGCGAUCCUGGCAAGGUGGCCGUGGCGGUAGCGGCGAUGGAGCCAGGGGAGCCGCUGAACGAGCUAGUGUCUGCGGAGGGCCGGAACCGGAAGGCGGUGUUGUGCCAGCGCUGUGGCUCCCGGGUGCUGCAGCCGGGGACCGCGCUCUUCUCCCGCCGGCAGCUUUUCCUUCCCUCCAUGAGGAAGAAGCCGGCUCUGACUGAUGGCAACAGCCCUGAGGGCGACCUCCUCCAGGAACACUGGCUGGUGGAUGACAUGUUCAUCUUUGAGAACGUGGGCUUCACCAAGGACGUGGGCAACAUCAAAUUUCUAGUCUGCGCAGACUGUGAAAUCGGACCAAUUGGCUGGCAUUGCCUCGAUGACAAGAACAGCUUCUACGUGGCCUUGGAACGGGUUUCCCAUGAGUAACUGAGGGAGGGCGUGCACUCCACCCCAACUAUAAAAGCUACACCCCCAAGA